Dermacentor andersoni is the source of this 423-nucleotide messenger RNA. RefSeq lists its product as uncharacterized. The record is from RefSeq and is a predicted model, not a curated record. NCBI's taxonomy places the organism in Eukaryota, Metazoa, Arthropoda, Arachnida, Ixodida, Ixodidae.
AUGGAAAGCGUUGGGCUGCGUGUAUAUCGUUAUGCUUAUGUUCAGAUGAAGCGGCCGAAGGUGAAGAAAUGUCUCGAAGAAAUUGAACAAGCAAAGAGCCGUCUCAAGAGUGUGACACCAGAACAUGAAGGUGCACUUGUUCUCCUUCUUGCCCUCUUUGACGAGGAUGAAGAGGUCAUCUACAAGACCGUUGAGGAGACUGCCCAUGACGAUGACUUGGGAGACAUGCCAUUGACGCCCAUAAUAUGUAUGAAAGGACCAGGUCUCUUUGAGGCAGAAAUGUUCACUGUCUGUGUGGAUGGUGUUGCUAUCUUGACCACUCGGCGGGCUGCAGCUUUCAAAGUCAUGUUUCUCUUAUACUUCGUUCUUAACAUCGAGUAUCCACCUGAAGUGGCUUUGACAUUGGAGUUUGUGCAGAGGUGA